This is a messenger RNA of Thunnus maccoyii (southern bluefin tuna), 1392 nucleotides long. It is a transcript of the gene ing1, whose product is annotated as inhibitor of growth family, member 1. Gene Ontology annotation, cellular component: nucleus. The transcript has 4 exons. The coding region runs from base 150 to 1076 and encodes 308 amino acids. Lineage: Eukaryota; Metazoa; Chordata; Actinopteri; Scombriformes; Scombridae. The record is from RefSeq and is a predicted model, not a curated record. Gene Ontology annotation, biological process: positive regulation of DNA-templated transcription.
UUAGCAUUAGCUGCUGCUGCUAGGUACCGACUCCUUACACAUGAUCUAGCGCUAGCAACAAGAACAAAUACAUACUACAUAGUGAAAAAACAACUAAUAUCAACACAGGUGCAGGUGUCGGAGUGUCCUGUGAGAAAGACGGAUCCGCAAUGUUGAACCCGACCAAUGGCGACCCAGGCCACGUUGUCGUGAAUUAUGUGGAGGAGUAUUUGGACCUGGUGGAAUCCCUACCUUUUGAUUUGCAGAGGAGUGUGUCUCUCAUGAAGGAAAUUGAUGCCAAGUAUCAAGAUGUUUUGAAGGAGCUUGAUGACGCUUAUGAACGGUAUCGCAAGGAAUCCGAUUCACUUCAGAGGCGCAAGCUUCAGUUAUCCAUCCAGAGGGCACUGAUCCGCAGUCAAGAGCUUGGAGAUGAGAAGAUCCAGAUUGCAGGUCAAAUGGUGGAGUUGGUUGAGAACCGAACGCGUCAGAUAGAUUGGCAUUCAGAACUUCUCCUUUCCUCUCAAGAACUCCCAGAGAGCCAUGUUCCCAUAGCAACAUCUAUGGCAACCACCGCAGCAUCCAUGAUGUCGUCAUCAUCAUCAUCGGCCACCAUAACUCCAGGCAAAACCGGCCACCAUGACAAGAAGCGCGAUGAGGUCACCCCAGGCUCAGGCGGUGGAGACAAGGGUGGAGGGAAACGCUCGAGACGACAGAAAAACGGGGAAAACAGAGAAAGUUACGGGGGUCUGGAUCCAGCCGACGAUGUCGGAGUGGGGGCCUCUCGGGAAAAGAGGGCCAAAACGUCUUCUAAGAAGAAGAAAAGGUCAAAAGGAAAGUCUGAGAGAGAAGUGUCACCGCCAGACCUGCCCAUUGACCCAGAUGAGCCAACGUACUGUCUGUGCGAGCAGGUGUCCUAUGGCGAGAUGAUUGGCUGUGAUAAUGAUGAAUGUCCUAUUGAGUGGUUUCAUUUCUCCUGUGUCGGGCUUCAUCAUAAGCCCAAGGGAAAGUGGUUUUGCCCCAAGUGUAGGGGAGAGAAUGAGAAGACCAUGGACAAGGCCUUGGAGAGGGCUAAGAAGGAGAGGGCAUACAACAGGUAGCUCGUUCCGCCUGGCCCAAUGAACACUAUUGCUCAAAAUUUUUAUUUUGUGUCUCGUCUUUGUUUCCAUUUACUGUUAUGGCUGUUUAAAAAGAGUGAUGAAUUGAUCAGAGUGACCUUGUAAAUAGUUAUUUUUGUAACUGCUACAUAGCUGACAGUCAGAAGAAUUUGUAAAGAACGGACAUGUAACUGUACAACCUGCAUGUUUGUAAGCAGCUGUCCUGCACUUACAUCCCCUUUGUUUUUGUCAUGCACGCAACAUCAUCCACUCCAAUUAUACAUGCCCAAUUAACUAAUAAAACAUGUCUUAACAAGAA